This is a messenger RNA of Paramuricea clavata, 1343 nucleotides long. NCBI's taxonomy places the organism in Eukaryota, Metazoa, Cnidaria, Anthozoa, Malacalcyonacea, Plexauridae. The record is from the annotation of a GenBank genome assembly.
AUGGAAAAUCUUAAAUGUCAAAUAUGUCCAGCUUUUUACACUCGGACUAUUGCUUCUAUGCAGAGUCAUCUUAUAAGAGUUCAUAGUACUGACCAACGUUUUAAUGUAAAAUGUGAUGUACCUGGAUGCCAACGCACGUUUGGAAAUGCACGGUCGUAUCAAACACAUCUUCGACAAAACCAUCAAGAAUUUGACAUGCAUGCAGAUGUACGUGUUUGGGAUGUAAUAGGCGAACAGUUAAAUGAAGAUGAAAUCGGAAAUAUGGAGUUGGAUAAUCCUCAUGAUCCGAUCAACAAUGAAGAAAGAAAUUUCGAAGACUUCGAAGAUGGUCUCGUUGAAAUGAAAAAACGAAAUGCUCGGUUCUUGCUUCAAACAAAAGAAUGCAAUCGCCUUACCCAAAAGGCUUCUGAAGACAUAGCAGAGAAUGUGAUGAGUCUUAUACAAGACACAGUUGAAUUGGUUAAGAUGGGAGUCCAAGACAAGCUGGACAGUGUCGGAUUAAAUUUUGAUGAUGUUCCAGGAUUGAGCGGGUUAUUUGAGACUGAAAAUCCGCUUUCAAAUCCCUUCACACAUGUGAAUACACAGAACAAACAGUGUAACUACUACAAAGAAAAUUUGGGCCUUGUGGUAAGAGUCUUAGUGAAUUUUAAAAUUAUCUGUAAAAAUAUUAUGCUACUUUAUAUUUUUACUUAGAUGCCCAGGGGGAGAGGGAGUAUAUCUAUGGAUGUCUGAAGAAAGGAGGGGGGCAUUUCCUCCAUAGAGGGUACAGAUCUAACUUUUCUGGAACGACCCUGUGUGAUAUUGAUAAGAUGUUGGCAUUGAUGAUUUUAUAUAGGAACCAAGACGUAUCACACUUGGUCAUACAACCGUUCGAAGGUGCAGGGGUAUAAAGCAAAGACAAGUGUUGAAGAAUGAUGAAAUGAUGUAUGUCCCAAUACUUGAAUCCCUACAACUAAUGCUCAAUAAUGAAUCUAUUUUGCAUGCGGUAAGUUUAAGUAAUGGCUAAUUUUGGCUUGUGUCAUUUCAAAUGUAGAAUUACAUGUACCUUAAUAAUUUAUAUAUGGUACCCAUAUUAAAGAUAGGACAGAAUAUAUGGUAAAAAUAGUAGCUUAUUAUAUACCACAACUAAGCAAUUCCUUUAUCAUUCUCUUUCAUUUUAUUCAAAUAGGUCAAUAACCCUCAUCAGCGAAAUGAUGGUAAAUUUGAAGACUUCUGUGAUUGCCAGGCUUUUAAAACUCACCCUUUGUUCUCCACUGUCCCGAAUGCAUUGCAGUUGAUGCUUUAUUAUGACGAAGUUGAAAUAACAAACCCUCUUGGGACAAAAACAGGGAAACAUAAGUUGG